Molecule: messenger RNA, 2219 nt
Organism: Aspergillus fijiensis CBS 313.89
Lineage: Eukaryota; Fungi; Ascomycota; Eurotiomycetes; Eurotiales; Aspergillaceae
Product: putative ATP-dependent Clp protease
Exons: 2
Coding region: 128-1993 (621 amino acids)
Biological process (GO): protein catabolic process; proteolysis
Cellular component (GO): mitochondrial matrix
Molecular function (GO): ATP hydrolysis activity; ATP binding
Source: RefSeq, a predicted model, not a curated record
CGUCUCCAAGAGCUCCUGUCCUACCUCUCCAGGCUUCUUCUCCCAUCUCCUCUAUUCAAACCUUAUAAUUUCCAUCUGGAGAGGAUUAGAUAAGAGCAUCGUCUGUACUUGUCCCAUCCUCACGGUCAUGCUGCGGUCGCCUCUUCGGGCGUGCGGUUCCCCUAGGGUGCACCGCUACUCUGUCCUCCGCUAUCGGCAUGCGCCGAACUCGCAAUACCAAGGCAAUGGUCGCGGGUUCACAAAUUCUUCAGCAACAUAUCCCACACUUUCUCAAUUUGAUCGAUCGGACUUCACCAGUCAGCCAUGGACUGGAAGUUAUGAAGCAGGGUUGCCAACAGCUGGGCCUCUCGGGUCUACUCCGGCCUUCGGGGCCCCGCGGGUCACGCCGAGAUCCUUGAAACAGUAUCUAGAUCAGUUUGUAGUGGGACAAGAUCGUGCCAAGAGAAUAUUGAGCGUUGCUGUGUUCAAUCAUUACCAACGAGUGCAAGAGCUGCAAAGGCGAGAGGAGGAAAACGCAGAGUCACUGGCCAAGCGCGCACGCAGGGAGGCACUCGAGCGCCACCCGGUCGAGGAUGAAUUUCCAGGUCAACAACGAACCGUCCCUCUCCCUCCGAACGCGGAUCUACUUGCGCCCACGACGGCCCCGGUUGAACUUGAAGACUCGCCAGACUCGUCGCCACUGCAGCUAGAGAAGUCGAAUAUUCUACUCCUGGGACCAUCGGGUGUUGGCAAAACGUUGAUGGCAAAGACAUUAGCAAGGAUCUUGUCGGUCCCAUUCAGCAUCUCCGAUUGCACUCCGUUCACCCAGGCCGGCUACAUCGGCGAAGAUGCGGAUGUCUGCGUUCACCGGCUGUUGGCCGCGGCGAAUUACGAUGUGGAGCAGGCCGAACGAGGCAUAAUUGUCCUGGACGAGGUGGACAAGCUUGCAGCCACGAAGAUCAGCCACGGCAAAGAUGUCAGUGGCGAAGGAGUACAGCAAGCUCUUCUGAAGCUUAUCGAGGGUACAACCGUCCAGGUCCAAGCGAAGCAGGAGAGGAGCGCGCCUCGCGUCAACAACACCCCGAACACAUAUCCGUCGAACAGCCCUUUGGGUAACUCCCCGUUCACCCCACCUGGAGGGGGACAUAGUCCACAGAAGGGAGAGGUCUACAAUGUGCGUACCGAUAACAUCCUCUUCAUCUUCUCCGGUGCUUUUGUCGGCUUGCACAAGGUCGUCAUGGAUAGGAUAGCCCGUGGCUCAAUCGGCUUCGGUCAACCGGUUCGGGCGCAGUCAGGCUCCUCCGAGCGUGCAAGGGAAUCAGGCUCGGCGAAUAAUAACCAGCCGGUUCCCAUUCUCCCUGGCUCCGAGGAGGAAGCACUCUACCAAAAACACCUCCCCUUUUUCAACUCCGCCGCAUCCGCAUCACCCAACGGCGAGCCAGCCUAUUUCAACGCCCUAGACCUAUUGAACCCAACAGACUUGCAGAAUUACGGGUUCAUCCCGGAGUUAGUGGGUCGGGUUCCGGUCACAGCUGCACUAUCAGCGCUGACGGUCCCGUUACUCGUCCGCAUUCUCACCGAACCUCGCAACUCCCUACUCGCCCAGUACACGACCCUCUUCUCUCUUUCCGGCAUCGAGCUCCGCUUCACAACGCCCGCGUUGCACAAGGUCGCCGCCAACGCAUUCAACAUGGGAACAGGCGCCCGCGCUCUCCGAACCGAGCUCGAGACGAUCCUCAGCGACGCGAUGUUCGAAACCCCGGGCUCCAGCGUCAAAUUCGUGCUGGUCACCGAAUCCGUGGCGGAGCGCAAGGAGAAGCCGAUCUAUCUGUCCCGCGGGCAAGGCGGGCGCUUCCAUUCUCUCAUCGCCGCCGAGGAAAGUAAAUGGGAGGAGAGGCUGCGGCGCGAGAAGAAAGCCAAGACCAAGGACAAACAGCCCAAGCCGCAGACUUCGCCUGAGAUGCAUGCAAUCUCAAACUUCAAGGAAUACCGUAACCGAGCAGCUGGCUUCUGAGGAGAGGCUGAUGAUCCUUGGUCCGCUCACAUCCUCGUUAUCUCCAUCUUCCAUCCCUAUCUCCCUCUCCGUGUAGGUUUCCACAUGCAGCGAUUGGCCUUUUCUGUUUGGUUCGUUUGGCGCCGGGGCAGCUGGGCUUGCACAGUUUCUAUCUCAGAGUAGUCCUUUAUUUUGUAUUUCCCGUAUGCGAAUAUGCAUCCUCUUGUGAAUAUCAUGAUAUCAUUUG